AUUCCCUUUCUGGUUAAUUGUAGGAGUCUUUGCUCGCAUGGUAAUGCUCAGUGAGCUCUGUCUCUGGCUGUGGGCACUGUCUGGGAUGUCGAAUGAGUUGCACGGCAGAUGGGUGUGUUUGUCUAAAGAUCCCUGAAUCACUCCCUUUAGCAUUACUACACCCACAGGAACUUACUUCCUCAGGUGAGCCUUCUGCAACAUGGAGUCUCCCCAGCCCCCCAGCCUGUGGUCUUUCCUUAUUUUCCUAGCUGUACCACAGAUACUGGCUGCCCAGGGAACCUGUUCACGUGGCGCUUGCUACCCACCUGUGGGAGACCUGCUUGUAGGAAGAAUCCAUCACUUGAAAGCCUCAUCUACCUGCGGUCUCAUUCAAGCGGAGACCUACUGCACUCCAUAUGGAGAAUGGCAGAUGAAGUGCUGCAGAUGUGACUCCCGGGUGCCUCACACGUACAACAGUCACCGGGUGGACAACGUGCUUUCUUCCAGAGGACACUUGCGCUGGUGGCAGUCUCAGAAUAACGUGAACCAGGUCUCUUUGCAGUUGGAUCUCGAUGGAAAAUUCCAGCUAAGCAGCAUCCUGCUGGACUUCAGGUCCCCGCUGCCCGCCGGGAUGCUGAUCGAGCGCUCCACGGACUUCGGCAAAACCUGGAGGAUCUACCAGUACCUGGCCUCCGACUGCGCGGCCUCCUUUCCCCGCGUCCCACGAGGCUCCCCGGAGCGCUGGCACGACGUGCGCUGUCAGGAGCUGCGGGCCCAGCACAGGCAUCCUCAGCACGGUGGGAAGGUGGAGUUCAGCCCCAUCGCCCUUGGCUCCAGCGUCACCACGUCCCACAGCCAGAGCAUCAACCACCUGGGUGAAUUCACCAGCCUGCGGAUCAACUUCACCGAGUUGCCUCGCCUCCCACACCAUGGGUACCGUGCCUCCAGCUCCUUCUACGCGGUGACCGAAAUGAAAGUUCAAGGCAGCUGCUUCUGCCACGGACACGCUGACCGCUGCGCUCCCUCCAGCGCUCCCUCUGGAGACACCAGCGCCGCGGUUCACGGACACUGCAUGUGUCAACACAACACGGCCGGCCCACACUGCAAUCGCUGUGCAGCUUUCUACAACGACCAGCCCUGGCGACCUGCGGAGGACCGCAGCCCCAACGAAUGCCGGAAGUGCGACUGCAACGGUCACUCGGAGACGUGCCACUUUGAUGCAGCGGUGUACCAGGCCAGCGGCGGGCUGAGCGGGGGGGGGUGUGAUAACUGCCAGCACCACACCGAGGGCAGGAACUGCGAGCGCUGCAAAACCAACUUUUUUCGCAACCGCCGGCAAGACCUGGCCCACCCGGAAGCCUGUCUACCUUGCGAGUGCGACCCGGACGGCACCGUGCCCGGCUCCAUCUGCGAUGCUCUGACCGGGCGCUGUGUCUGCAAGGAGAACGUGCAGGGGGAACGCUGCCACCUCUGCAAGCCCGGCUUUACCCAGCUCGCCAACUCCAACCCCCAGGGAUGCAGGAAAUGCACCUGCAACCUCCUGGGGACACGCCAGGACCAGCCCUGCGAUGACGAGACCGGGAGGUGCUUCUGCCUGCCCAACGUGGUGGGAGCCAACUGCGACCAGUGCUCUGCCAACCACUGGAAGAUCGCCGGCGGUCAGGGCUGCCAGCCAUGCAGCUGCGACCCUCACAACUCCCUCGGCCCCCAGUGCAACCAGUUCACAGGGCAGUGCCGAUGCAAGGAAGGGUUUGCGGGAUUGACGUGCUCAUCUACACAGGAACAGAAGUGCCCGGAUGGCUUCUACGGAGACAGCGAGGCAGGAUGCAGAGCAUGCGACUGCAGUUUCGAGGGCACGGAGGAGAUGGGGUGUGACAAGGCCAGUGGCAGCUGCCUCUGCCGCCCUGGCUUUACUGGGCCCCGCUGUGACCAAUGCCAGCGGGGUUACUGCAGCACCUCUGCCCACUGCGAGGCAUGCCACCCCUGUUUCCAGGCCUAUGACAGUGACAUCCGCCGGCUCAGCCUGCGCUGCGCCAGCCUGAGGAACUCCAGCUCUUGGCCGGCGCAGGGGCCGGCGUCCGGCAGCUUCAGCACCCGCCUCCAGGAAGCUGAAGGCAACGUCCAGCAACUCCGAGGGAUGCUCGGCAAAUCCCUAGUGACAGACCAGAGCCUGGCUCAGAUAUCCAGCACGCUCACUGCAAUCAGGCAGCAGGUCCAAGCCACCAAGCCUGAGCUGGGCUUUAGCGAGGAGACCAGCCGCCUCUCCAGCAGCCUGGAUGCCCUGAACCGAAGCCUGGUUCUCAUCAACGCCCAGUACCAGAGUAAGAAGACGGCGUUCGAAGUCAGCCGCAGCACAGACCUUUCAGGAGCCUUCAGGACCAUCAGCACCGCGUACCAGACGUCCGUGAACGCCAGCAGCCGCAUAAUGGGCACCUCUGGCCUGCUGGCUCAAGCCAGGGAAGGCCAGAGGAUGACAGGGCAGCUUGAAAGAGGCAUUGCAGAGCACACCUCGAAGCUGAGGAGACUCCGGGAUGAUAUGGCCCUCUCCCCCAACCUCACACCUACCCUCAAUAAGAUGUGCAGCACGGUCCGAGUGGAGCCCUGCACACCUGGGGGGGGGUGCGAGGGAGAGCUUUGCCCGCGGGGCAACGGGACUGCGUGCGGAGGAGGUCUCGCCUGCCGAGGGAUCUUCUCCCUGUCCAGAGGCGCCGUGGGAACAGCUGAGAGAGCCGCCGGAGAGCUCCGCAGCUUCAACCUGCAUCUGCAGGAGACCGCUCAGCUGAUCAGGGCAGCAGAGACGGCUGCAAACCAGAUCCAGAGCAACACACGGCGCUUGGGGGACCAGAUGAGCGUGACCAGGACCCAGAUAGAAGGAGACGUCCGACGCAUCCAGCAAUUCAUUAAGCAAGUGCGCAGCUUUCUGUCAGACCCAGACACCAACCCCGCGACCAUCCAAGAGGUCAGCGACUACGUGCUCUCGCUGCGUCUCCCAGCUGACACUGCUGCCAUCCUGAGGAAGAUGGCUGAAAUCCGCAGCCUGGCGGCCAAGCUGCAAUGCCCGGAGAGCAUCCUCGCCCGAACAGCUGAGGACAUUGCUAGGGCUAAGAGGCUUCAGCAGGAGGCUGAACAAGCCAGGAACCGGGCCAAUGCAGUCGAGGGCAAUGUGGAAGAAGUGGUGGAGAACUUGAGACAAGCACACGCAGUGCUUCAGGAGGCCCAGGACAUGAUCAGGGGCUCCAGUUACUCCCUCCAGUUUGUCCAGGAUCGCAUGGAUGAGAUCCAGAGUGUCCUUGGCCCAGCUGAGAAGACCCUGAGGCAGGUUACUGCCCAGCUGGAUGGCUUCACAGAGAGGCUCAGCCAGCUGCGGCAUAAGGUAGAGCAGAACCGGCUGCGGGCUGCAGAUGCAUGGGACAGUGCAGCAGGUGCCAGCGAGCAAGCCUGGAGAGCGCAACAGGGAUUUGAUCAGGUGAAACAAAAGUAUGCCGAGCUGAAGAGGCGGAUGGGGGAAACUUCAGUCCAGGGAGUACAGGGCAGCAGGAUCCAGAAUAUUAGCAUGGAGGCAAAUGCAAUCUUUGAAGAAACUCUGGAAAUGAUGCUCAGGAUGGAAACCAUUGAAACAGAAAUUCAGGAAAGCAACGAAGUACUCACCUCGAAGUCAGCCAGCCUGGCAGGCCUGGAGAAGAAGGUGGAAAAGAUACGAGAUUAUAUCAACAAACAAAUCUCAUACUAUGACAGCUGCUAAUAAAUGAACUUCUGGGGCUCCAUCUCA
Molecule: messenger RNA, 3748 nt
Organism: Gavialis gangeticus (Gharial)
Lineage: Eukaryota; Metazoa; Chordata; Crocodylia; Gavialidae
Gene: LAMB3
Product: laminin subunit beta 3
Exons: 23
Coding region: 200-3721 (1173 amino acids)
Source: RefSeq, a predicted model, not a curated record